AUGCCCACAUGUGCUACCUUUUUCUCGUGCCAAGUAGCCAGCUCCAAAGCAGCGCUUUCUCCAUCAAAGCCGUUGAGCCAUGAACUUCUAGCCACUUUCCUGAUGAUUGGAGGCAUCGAGAGCAAUCCAGGGCCCUCAUUCAAAGCGGUGGGCAGCUCGAAAUCAGCGUCAGCCUUGGUCCCGCCUCUAUCGCAAACGGGCCCAAGGGUCAGUGAGAAGCACGUGGAGAGCGGUGAUGGGAACUCGAGAGUGACAGAAGUGUGGAUGGAGGGCCCCAUUGUCAGCCGAGCCUUUGACGCCGGAUCCCCCUUUCACGAGUUCAGCACCAACAUCCCGCCUACCCUUGCUAGAGAAGAGCGCUCUGACUCCAACGCCUCCCUCGAUGCCAGCGAGGAACUCAUGAAUCCUGCUGCCACUGUCACGAGGGACGGCAACUCCUUGCAGCAGGCACCUCCUGAUAGCACGAGCGCCAUGUUGUUGCCGAGCCAAAGGGGCGUGAAGCGGAAGCAGGAAGAAGAGCCUUGCUUCUCCUUCGAACAUCAUCAUCCUUUGGACGAAGACUUCCUCGGCCAGCUCUGGUUCCACAAGAAGGCACCAGCCGUUGUGCACCAGCAAGCACAAGAGCACGCUCUGAUUGGAUCCUGUGACUUGUAUUCCUCCGGGGGGCAUAAGAAGUUUUCGAGCUUUGCGAACGCUGGCGUCUUCGUGGGUUAUUUGGAAAGGCUGCGGGCAGAGGGUAUCGUCCUGAAUCACUACGAAUGCAUCGACGCGCAUACCUCUUCGAAGUUUUAUGUUGACAUCGACUAUUCAACAAGGGGCCGGGACGAAGGAGAUUUCCAAGAACGUUUCGAACAUUGCGACAUUGUGCUGCGUGGCUUCCUCGAGCAGGUCCUCAAGGUCCCCUCGGAAGCAAUUGCCUUUCAGGUUGCGACCGCCCAUGGGAAGCACAAAAACGGAGGGUAUAAGUUCAGCGCCCAUGUCUGCCUGCAAGGCUUCUGUCUGAAGGACUCGUCCACCCGAGUCGAGUUGAAGAAAGCCCUGGCUCUUUUCCUUAAAAACCCCCCGAAGCAGCUGCGGCGGAGCUGCGAAUUCCUCUUCUUCCAAGACAAUAAGGAAGGAGUCUUUGUCGAGAAGUGCCUCAUCGACACAACCGUUUAUAGCUCGUUUCAGAACUGGCGCACCCUUUACUCCGAAAAGAAGGGGUCGGGCCGUCCUCUCGCGCCAACAGUCGGGAGCUCUCGCGACAUUGCGGACCACUUGAUCGGCUUUCACAGUCCAGCAGACAGAGCAGCGGCCUCGGAACUCGACGGCGACCUGCUGGCGGCUUACAACCAGCGGGCGGAACCUGCGGCAUCCGUCUCUCAGCACCCUGCGAGGGUUCCAGCACGAGGGCUCAGGGGAACAUUUGUGGAGAGAGCUCACGUGCAACACCCUCUGACGAAUGUGGAGAAAGACCGCUUGCUGCGAAGGUACCAGAGGGACCAUCCAGGCGCCUGGAUCCUCCGAGCUGAAGCCAUGGGCGAGGACGUCUUCACGGUGCACUUCGGAGUCAACACCCCCUUCUGCUGGAUAGCGGGGCGAGCGCACUCGUCUCCGGGGAACGCGUGCGGUUACCUGGUGUACAGCAGGCGCUCGCCAUCCAGGGCCUUCUACAGGUGCCAUUCGACGUCCUGCAGCGGCGCUGCAGUACAUGGCGGCAGCAGCACUGAGCGAUUACAACGGGUCCUGCAACUGGAUGCGGAGUGUAUCGUGUCCUGGAGCAGCGAGUACAACAUCGUCGGACGGAUGCUCGGGUACCCCGUCCCCAACCUUUGCCGUGAUGCAGAGCCUCAGACGACUCUCGUGAUGGCCAACAUGGGCGCGGGGAAGUCCAAAGAGCUCUUUCAUGGGCUAUUGCCCAAAUUGCCCGCCGAGGCUUCCGUCUGUCUGAUCGCUUCGAAUAUCGCCCUGGCUAGAAAAUACCACGAAGAGACCAAGAAGGACGGGCUAGAUUUUGUAUGCUACCUCGAUGAGGCAGGGGGGAAGAUAACUGCAAGGCGGGUGGUGGUUUGUAUCAAUUCGAUAGCGAGGGUACUGCCUUACUUCGAUCUGGUGGUCAUGGACGAAGUCAACUUCACGCUGACCAACAUGGCGUCAACUGUCAUGAAGGACAAGAAGCGGGUCUUUAUGGCCCUCGAGGGGAUUGUUGCUAGCGCAAAAGCGGCGUUUCUAUGCGACGCCCAUCUGAACUGCCCCCGCGUGGUAGAAUGGAUCCAAACCCUGCGGCACACGAGCCGUUUCUACACCAUCCGCAAUCUCGGCGUCUGGCCUUCGACCCGAAAGGCCUUCAUCAUGCCCAUGCCUGGACCGCUUGAGGGAAAGCGGCAGCCCAAGGAGACCUACUCUCUGGUAGUGGAGAGAGUUUUAGACCUUGUGGCAUCCGAGAAAAGUGUCAUGGUUCCCGCCACAAGCAAGAUGUUCGUCGAGCUGCUGGAGGCUGCGUUCAAGGUUCUAAUGCAGCAGAUACAGAGGGCGAGAGAUGCUGGAGAUAUCCAAAUUUUCUACGGCAAGAUCCCCAGCCGCCGCAUAAUUGCUUACCCGAGUACCAAAGAAGAGGUGUUUCGUAUGACGUUCUCAGGUUCGUCACUUCCACUUAUGCAUCUACCAACGGCACCCUCAGCAUGGCUAUCCACGAAGGGCAACAAACGGAAAAUGUCCAAGAGUAUCUCGAUGUGAGAAAUAGGCCAGCAAAUGGAGUUAAUUAUGCUUGGUGCGUGCUGGCGGCCUUAGCAGGCGUAGCUCCUGAAGAGAUCAACAACGCCGUGUUUGGGAGCUUUGAGAUUGUUGGUGGAGAUGGUGGGGAGGAGAAGCUGUUAGAAGUCUUUGAUAUGGGAGAGUUUGGAAGCUCUCUCGGUAAUCUAGAGGCCUUAUAUAGGCCGCGAACUUCUUUCGUGGGGGAGAAGCUGACCGCAACAAAAAAAAG
This is a messenger RNA of Klebsormidium nitens, 2962 nucleotides long. NCBI's taxonomy places the organism in Eukaryota, Viridiplantae, Streptophyta, Klebsormidiophyceae, Klebsormidiales, Klebsormidiaceae. The record is from the annotation of a GenBank genome assembly.